AUGGUCGCCGCGGGAGGCGAACACACGGCGCUGCUCAGGAGCGACGGCACGGCCGUGGCCUUCGGCGCGAAUCGCGACGGCCAGUGCAACGUGCCGGCGCUGGACGGUGGCCUGAGAGCGACGGCACGGCCGUGGGUUUUCUUCGCGAAUCGCGGCGGCCAGUGCAACGUGCCGGCGCUGGACGGUGGCCUGAGCUACACGCAGGUCGCCGGGGUAUACGAACACACGGCGCUGCUCAGGAGCGACGGCACGGCCGUGGCCUCCGGCUGGAAUCACGACGGCCAGUGCAACGUGCCGGCGCUGGACGGUGGCCUGAGCUACACGCAGGUCGCCGCGGGAUGCUUCAACACGGCGCUGCUCAGGAGCGACGGCACGGCCGUGGCCUUCGGCGCGAAUGACGCCGGCCAGUGCAACGUGCCGGCGCUGGACGGUGGCCUGAGCUACACGCAGGUCGCCGUGGGAGGCGUCCACACGGUCGCCGCGGGAGACAGACACACGGCGCUGCUCAGGAGCGACGGCACGGCCGUGGCUUUCGGCGCGAAUGACGCCGGCCAGUGCAACGUGCCGGCGCUGGACGGUGGCCUGAGCUACACGCAGGUCGCCGGGGGAUUUGAACACGCGGCGCUGCUCAGGAGCGACGGCACGGCCGUGGUUUUCGGCUGGAAUCUCUCCGGCCAGUGCAACGUGCCGGCGCUUGACGGUGGCCUGACGUACACCGCGCGCCUGCUCGUCGGCGCGACGCUGCUCCUGCAGGCGUCGCUCGACGGUGGCGCGGUGCUUGGCAUGGAGGGAACGGGUCCCGAGGGGAACUGGUCCUGGACCCCGGGGCCCAGGCCGUCCCUCGGUGGAGCAGACUUUCAUCCUGAGCCGUUUUCUGACAGCCCUGGGGCGCGCGGGGGGCCUGGGGAGGCGAAAGUCACAGCGGAAAGCUAG
Prorocentrum cordatum is the source of this 933-nucleotide messenger RNA. The record is from the annotation of a GenBank genome assembly. NCBI's taxonomy places the organism in Eukaryota, Dinophyceae, Prorocentrales, Prorocentraceae.